This is a messenger RNA of Exaiptasia diaphana, 1246 nucleotides long. RefSeq lists its product as uncharacterized. NCBI's taxonomy places the organism in Eukaryota, Metazoa, Cnidaria, Anthozoa, Actiniaria, Aiptasiidae. The transcript has 3 exons. Bases 136 to 471 code for a protein of 111 amino acids. The record is from RefSeq and is a predicted model, not a curated record.
AGAAGUUUCUCAGUAUCGUUAGAGUUUUGCUCUGACCAUAUCAAGGGUUUCAUUCAUUUCUUCCUUGGAGCUUGACUCAAACAAGAAACCAAGAAUGUAGUCCUAUAUUAACCAAAGUUCGCCCUUAGUGUCGCGAUGGAGAUGGAUCCAAGAGUAAAAGCAAAGAAUCUUAUUGUUCAGUGUAGAGGUUACAUUCGGCUAAAGAAACAUGCUGCUGCUAUCAAGAAGGGAAAGGAAUGCAUUGAAAUUGCAAAUCAACUGGGUCAACCCGAUCAAGACCUAAUUAAGAUGGAAGCUGCUCGAGAAGUGUGGCGUGCACACGAAAUACUCCAGCAAGACGACGAUGCUGCCAUUUAUCAAGCUAUGUACGAUGACUUUGCCCAAUACUACGCAAACAGGUUGCCUAAAGACGAUCAAGACAAAAAGAUGGAUCCAAGAGUAAAAGCAAAGCAUCUUAUUGUUCAGUGUUGAGGUUACAACCGGCUAAAGAAGCAUACUGCUGCUAUUAAGAAUGGAAAGGAAUAUUAUUUUAUUAUCAUUAUUUUCUUUCUUCUAUUCUUCUGUUUAUUCGUCUAUUUCUUAGGUCUAUCAUUUGUUUUGUAUUUCUAUCUCUUAUUUAAAUAUUCUAGUCCCUCUAACAAUUUCUCUUACUAUAUUUCUAAUUAUUUCUAAUCAUUCCUCCCUCACCCUUCCCCCUCAUAUUACAUCUCAUCACUCACACAGACAAAUUAUCCUACACAGACAAUCUAUCAACUACACAGAAAAUUGUGCAAAUAAACUAUAAUAUGAAAUCAGAAAAACUGGCAAUGAAAAGCGGAAUUCCCCAAUACCCUCGGUCCAUUGUUAUUUCUCAUCUAUAUAAAUGACUUGCCAACUCAUCAAAUAUUUUAAAAUUCAGAAUCUUUGCGGACGAUACAAACAUUUUUUAUUCAUCUAAAAAUCUAGAUGAACUUCAAAAUAUAAUAAUUAAUGAACUGCCUAAAGUAUAUAGUCUAGGUAUUGCAUUGCAAACAAAUUAUCAAUUAAUUUUACUAAAACCAAUUAUAUGAUAAUAACAACAGCACAACAAAAAAGUGCGCAAAUUAUUAUUCCUAAUAUUACACAGAAAGAUUGCAUCAAAUACCUAGGUGUGUAUAUCGAUAGACACCUAAAUUGGAAAAGUCAUAUAUCAUGUAUAAGUAAGCGUAGUGAUCGAUCUAAUAAAUUAUUCUUGAAAAUGACGCGCGAUGGCGUCGAAACGUCGAAA